AUGAAAAAAUCAAAACAAAUUCCCCCGGCUCUGCGGGGAUCGGCGGGGUCUGGGGGCUCCGGCCGCAGCCGGAGCAGGAGCGGCAGCGUCGGGCUCGGCCCCAGCGCCCGUCCCGGAGCGGCUCCUCCCGCCCGCGGCGAGCCCGGUCCCCAUCCCAGCACCAAUCCCGCCCCUGUCCUCCGGCCCCGGGACCCCAGCGGACACGGGCAGGACCCGGACCCGAAGCCUCGGUCCCAUUGCCGGUCCCAGCCCCGGUUCGGCCCAGGUGUGAGGGGCGGGAACGCGAGCGAUGGGCCCGGCCCCAUUCCGGACACGGCGGAGCUCCGUGAGGCGGGCCCGGGGCUCAGCCCGGGGUGGGGCCGGGGCGGGGCCGUAGCUUCAGGGGCGGGGCCGGCUCAGGAGGGGGUCCGGGGGGGGGUUGAACGGGGCGGUCAGGGAGAGCCCCCUCCAGAGGAGGGUGUUGCGGUGGGCCCCCUCGCCCGGACCCCCUCCUCCGGACCGGGGGGUGGGGGAGGGAAGCAGAGGGUGUCACGUAACUGCAGCGUGAGCACACUUAGGGAAAUCGCCAAACGAACAGCCCCUGCCGCCACGGGGCGCCGCCUGGCGGACACGGAGCGGCGGCGCGAGCGCAGCGCCCCCCGGCGGCAGCAGCGCGCUCCGGUGCGGUCCCGGCUCCGCAGCGCCCCGGGGAUGCGGAGCCCCCCCCCCCCCGGCCCCGAAGCCCCGAGGGCACCGCACCCCCCUGGGCAGAGCAGCGUCCUCCUACUCCUCUCCCGUGCCCGAACCCCCGUGGGCUCCCGCCCGCCGCGCCCCCGCCGAACGAGCGGGGCUGGAUCGCCGCGGGCGGGAGGAGCCGCUCCGAGGCAGGCGCUGGGGCCGAGUCCGGACUGCGCCCGGUGCGGGACCGGGACCCCGCCGGGGCUCGGUCCUCCUCCAGCCGCUCAUCCGACACCUGCUGGGAGAUUCUGAGUUGGAAAGAGGCACGAGGAUCAUCAAGUCAAAUGGUGAUAAGUCAUUGGCCCACGUGGGGAUUGAAUUCAGAAUCC
Vidua chalybeata is the source of this 1046-nucleotide messenger RNA. Its product is annotated as proline-rich protein 2-like. Lineage: Eukaryota; Metazoa; Chordata; Aves; Passeriformes; Viduidae. The transcript is spliced from 3 exons. Bases 1 to 969 code for a protein of 322 amino acids. The record is from RefSeq and is a predicted model, not a curated record.